Messenger RNA from Pimephales promelas (fathead minnow), 7553 nucleotides. RefSeq lists its product as uncharacterized. The record is from RefSeq and is a predicted model, not a curated record. NCBI's taxonomy places the organism in Eukaryota, Metazoa, Chordata, Actinopteri, Cypriniformes, Leuciscidae. Gene Ontology annotation, molecular function: protein tyrosine/threonine phosphatase activity; MAP kinase tyrosine phosphatase activity; MAP kinase tyrosine/serine/threonine phosphatase activity. Gene Ontology annotation, cellular component: cytosol; cytoplasm. Gene Ontology annotation, biological process: peptidyl-tyrosine dephosphorylation; negative regulation of JUN kinase activity.
GCGCUGUCUCAUGCACUCGCACAGAAGCGCACAUUGCAUUGCGCUGGCGUACACAUUGUUAUUGUGUUAAUUGUCUACACUGAUGAAGUCAAACGUGUUGAACAGUAUGAGGAUAAACUGGCUGAAUGUCAUAUACCGAUGGACAUCACUGGAUUUUUAAAGUCUAACCCGUACAUUAAUACAGACCACCGCAGCUAUGUAAAUGCCUCGCGGCACUGGAGCGGUAUUGUCGCGCAGAGAAACACAAGGAUCUAAUUUAUCCGAAAUAAUGACGAUACAGCGGAUGUACAGAUUAUAACGCUACAAAAGGCAAGACUGAAAAAAGCAAAGAGGAUGAGGAUACCAUCACCAGGCUCUCUUUGCUCAGCCCCAGAUGCCUCCGCUCCCUCUUGACGAGCGUAUAGUGGUUAUUCAGCGCCCCAAAAGUUUGGCAUUGCGCGUGGCCUCCCCACCAGCCACAUCACAGUCUUCCUCCCACCGCCCAGCCAAUCGCAACGAGCCCCCACCCCGCUUACCACAACCCCAACUCCAACCACCCCGUUCCUAUCCAAGUUCCAACUACUUGUCUCUGGAAUGCAAUCGCAGGCAAUCGUCCCAUGUUCAGAGAGAUAAAGGAGAACGAGGGGCUCCCUUUGAGGGCGGCGGCCACAAUGCUAGCCAUUGUCACAGCAAUGGGAUUGUAACUUUAGGUCCCAGACCUCACAAGCACACUCAUACCAUUGAUAUUAAAGUGUCUUUAGACCAAGGUGGAAGAGGAGGAUCUUACAUAGACAAAGGCCGAAGUGGGAACAUCAAGGGGAACAGGACUAAACGGGUGUCCCUGCACUUGGAUUCAGGGCAAGGUGAAAGGAAAUGCAAAGGAAAGUCUUCCGAGUCAGUGGAGAAGCACCAGAACCAUCAUCAGAGUCAAAACAGGACUCAGCCCAGUAUCCAUCAUCCAAACCAACUUACAGUCUCUCCUGGAGGGAUCUUGGAAUUUGUACCUGCCCAAAAACAGCAGUCAAAAUCCAAGCCAACCAGAGAGAGAGAUUUGUCAUCAAAGUCUUGUUCUGCAACUGCCAACUACUCAUUGCACAGUGAGAGGGACGUGUCUUCUUUAGGAAACAAAGAAAACUCCAAACUGGGACCCGGCCACCAACUGCCCCAAGCCCACAGCCUAUCCCGUCACCACAGUUCAGCCCCAUUACCCCAUGCUGCCAUCCUAAGCCCUCACUACCCUGCUGUUCCACCCUCACUCCCUUCCCGAGCCCCUUCCUCCUACCAGCACAUUAACCAACCCCAUCCCUCUCGCACUAGAGAACAUCGUCCCCAAAUUCUUCACGCUUUGCCUCUCUCUCCUACUUCCUCCCGAGGAGGCUUCCCCAGUCCUGACCACACAUGUACUAUUGACUUUUCCCACCCUUGUGGCUGUUGGAGGUUGGUGCGCUGUAGAAGAGGUAGAGGUAACUCUGCUGGCUACCACGGUCGUGGUACAAGCUCAUCCUCUUCGUUUUCCCACACCCAAGGAACAAGUGCUGCCAACGGAGGUGGCGAAACCAUGGGAUUGAAGACUUUAGGAGGGUGUCUGUCAACUGCUUCCACCACCAACACCUCCUCUUCAAACAGCACUGUCUCUGACUGUCGAACAGGGCUGCUCAGACCUUUAGGUUGUGCAUCCUGUUCUGGAGAAGCUGGAGGUUUUGAGAGCCCUGCGGCUUUCCGUAAGAAGCUAGUUGGUGGUUGCUUACCCUGUACUCCCCUGUCCUCAUCCGCACCUCUUCGAGCACUCCAGAGUUGUGUCAGUGGGUGCAAUCCCAAAGCAAGCCAAACUGGCAGCUCCACAUGCAGCUACUGCAGUAGUGACCCUAUUGUAGUGACCUUUAACCCACACAGAGGGAAUCCUCCCAACAUGGGCCGUAACAUUGGAGCACACACCAUGGGAGGAUACCAGCCUGAUGAUGACGAUUACAGUGUACGCACAAUCUGGCCUGAGGAGUUAGCAAAGAAGAUGACUCGCUCUAAAACUCAACCUAUCCACCAUAAUGCAGGGAUUGGCAUGGGCUCAGGAAGGACUUGCAUGGGCCAAAACCAAAAUAGUGGCAAUAGCGGAAAUCCUGUAAUCCUUGACUGCCGGAACCUUAUGGAGUUCACUCGCUCCCAGUUGACAGAUCAGGCAGGGCGACGUAGGCUCCAGCAAGGCAAGAUGGCGGUUUUGGACUUUAUUGGAUCAGGGAAUAGUGGGGACCAGGGGAGAGAUUCCCUCAAGAGGCUAUGGAACAAAGGAGCUGAUGCUUGCAUGGGGGAUGGCAACGGGUUUGAUGACGAAGUGCUUCCACAAUCCCCAUCCCUACGAUCUCCUUCUCCAAAUUCCCCCCCAUCCUUCUCUCCCCCACCCUCUGCUCCUAGCACACUUAUUAAGCCCAAACCCAAACAGAGAGAGAGGGAAGGUGGACACACCUUACCCUCUGCACAGUCGCUCCACUUGGUCCUCAACUCACUCAACAGAGAACAAGAUGAGGAAAAUGGACGAGUGCACCUUUCCCUCCCUCUUUCCUCCUCCCUCCCAGCGUCACUGUCUGAGGAGAGUGUGAUGACCCCAGAUGUGGAGAAUGCUGUGAUCAGCCCAAUCCUCCCUUUCCUUUUUCUGGGUAAUGAGAGAGAUGCAGAGGAUUUGAAUCUACUGCUUCGUCUCAACAUUGGUUUCGUAGUCAAUGUCACAACCCAUCUUCCCCUCUACCACCUGGACACGGGCUUGGUGCGUUAUAAACGGCUCCCUGCUACUGACAACAGCAAGCAGAACCUGCGACAGUACUUUGAAGAGGUUUUUGAGUUUAUAGAGGAAGCGCACCAGUGUGGGCGAGGCGUUCUUGUACACUGCCAAGCAGGCGUGUCCCGCUCAGCGACUAUUGUCAUUGCUUACCUGAUGAAGCACACCCUCAUGACCAUGACAGAUGCCUAUAAGUAUGUGCGGGGUCGGCGACCAAUAGUCUCCCCCAACCUCAACUUCAUGGGCCAGCUGCUAGAGUUUGAGAGAGACCUCAACUCUGGGGUAACACCUCGCAUCCUCACCCCCAAAUUGAGUGGCCUGGAAACACAAGUUUAAAAGAGUGGACCAAGAAAGACAAAGAAAACAAGAGGGGAGAAAGAGAUAAAUAGAAGAUGGAAUUAAUGGAGAGAAAUGACUGGAUAGAAAAUGAGGGAAUGAUUAAAGCUGAGAUGAUAUAAAUAACCAGAAGAUAAAAGCAGUUUACAAGAAAUAGAGGAACAGAUUCUUUGGUCUAUUUUAAUUGAAGAACCUCCGCUCUUUUAAAUAUAAAUAGCACUUAUAUUAUUUGGCAAAUGGAUAUUUGACCUACCCACCCUGAUAUUCUGUUAAUGAUGUGCCAAGUUUUAAUUCAAAAUAACUGAUUAUUGUAUUACUAUUAUCAAGUUUGGUUCGAUACAAAAGUUAUAUAAGAUUAUUUGGGGGGAAACAAAUGCAAUCAAAGUACUCUAUGACUGUCAAGCACAGACAAGUAUUCAAUGUGUUGAGACUCUCAGAACUGUGACUUGCAUCACAUUCGAGACCCAAGAACUGUAGCAAACUUCAAACUCCUUUCCCACUGUGCACAGAACUUUUCUAGACAGAUUAUUUUUGAUUUGGGAGCUCAUUUGAAAGUGCUUUUUUGGGGUCCUUUUAUGUUAGCUGAAUGCCAACUAUUUAUAAAUUUCUCCACUGACAUGAAGAUUCAUUUUGCCUUUGAUAUUUUUUCGAUACUGCUAUUUUUGUUACUUGAUUUUACUUAUUGAAUCCUUCAUCUUAGUGUCUUUGUGUGGGAGGUGUGCAAUAGAAACUGAUGUUGACGUGGAAGUGGAACUGAUUUCAUUUAUUUUUUGCUCUGACAUUGUUUCACUAAUGGACAUUUUUCAUGGGACAUGAACCAGCCACUAUAAUGGCAGAUACAAUCCAAAAAUCAUAUUUUUUUCUAUUUCUUGCUUAUGAUGUGAGGGCAAUUUGUGUGUAAUGAGGUAGAAAAAGGAAAAGUACACAAUAAGACCAUACAAUUUUUUUAUUCUCUUUUUCAUUUAACUGACUAGUUAUUUAACUUUGUGCAGGCAGUGAAGCGGCUUAAAUUUACCCAUUUAAUUUGAUUUUUGUCCUUUCUAUGUCCUAUUGCUGUCUUUUUUUUUUUUUGUGCUGCAAAUGGUGUUUUGAAAUUAUGAGGAAAAAGAUCAUGUUGAAUUGAGCGCAAAACCUAUUUUAUAUUUUAAAUAAGGGAUACACUGUUGAUACUGUGCAAAAUUACUGUGACUGGAUUGGGCCAAGUCAUCAUAAUGAAUCUCUCUCUUCAGUAUGGUUUGAAUUUGCAUUUUAGAAUUGCACAUCAUGGUGACAAGCAGAUAUUUUUUAGUUUAUGCAAAGUACCAUGACGAUAGUGUGCAGAUGUAGCUAAAACUGUGCUUUCUGUCAUUGGGUAUUCAGUUCAAGGCACCCUCAUCCUUCAAUACCGGCACUAUUUUUAAACACCCUGCCUAAUUUGACCAUGAUUAGAUUUUAGUGCUCUCAGGACUGUAGGCAAACAAUCUGGUUUUGAAUUACGUACCACAAAGGAAACCAGAGCCCCUUCCUCCAUUUGAAUUUUUCCUUCAUUUUCCUACCUUCAUUUUUUCCUAGAGACUAUGCAUUGGUAUUGGAAUACAUUCUGUGAAAAAGACUUGGUUCACUCAGUUCACUGUGAAACACAUUCUUCUUCCUGCAUGCUGUCAAGUUCUCAGCCUUGGUCCCUGUAGCCUAUUCUCGUCAGUCUUGACAAGCGAGGAGUUUGUCUGCCAUCUCGGAGCUCUUAUCUGCCUCACUGAGCCAUUGGGCCUUCACACACCACUGCUGUGUCUCCAUUAAUUUACUCUGCCAAGCAGUGCAUGACAAAGUAUACUGUUUUGCAUUUCAGUUCAAAUAUGCUCCAGUUCAAACCCCCCUAGGUGUCUUCUUAUAGGAACAGGAACACAGAAAUGCCCCCCAAACCUGUCUGAUCCAUCUAAAUCACGAGUGCACACUGUAUGAUUUAUAAUAGUACUUUCUUACUGUUGCUUGUCAGAGUGUACGAAUAUGAUUCCUGCUGUAAGCCGCGUCACACAGUAGGAUCUCUGCUGUCGUUAAUGUCAAACUGCGCGGCAGUUCAAGACGUGUUAAAACGGAUGCACACAAAAAGACUCGUCCAGAGUUUUACAUCAUCAAUCCGUUACAUGUUUAGUGACAUGAGCUGCAUUUACAUGUGGGAUUGAAAUGGCGACUAGCAAACAAUCUCUAGUGUUAGAAUUGAUCAUCAUAGCUUUUCUUAAAGAAAACACCGGAAGAAACGUGUGUGGAGCAAGUGGUGGUUGUUUCUUGUCUCACUUAUUGGGUCAUGAGGUUCUGCGCUCCUGUUUUUUUAUUUGAUGGUUUUCAUAGGAGAAGCCACACUGCUUGACUGCACCUCAAAACUUCUGACUCUGCCUGAAUUUUGUAAGAUUUGAUCGCAAAUGCUGUCAGCGGACAUUUGAAACUAGCUAUCAGAGGAAUAUUUAUGGAUACACAAAAUUUUAAAUCAUGCAGUUUAUUAUGGCUGUUAUGAACAACCAAUUCAGUCCCAUUGCUUUCAGCUGCUGCUUGUAUUUGUCAUACCAUGACACGCUGACUGUUUUAUUCUGUCUCUUUCUGCUGACAGUGUUUUUGUCUGACACUGUAGCUUGAUUAUGCCCAGAGGAAACGAUUAGGUAAGCAACACCUAGUAAACAGGUGUCAGUGAGUUGACAGAGUGCUGAUAAAUCAGACAAAUUCUAGUCUACAAGGGCAGGAUUUGGCCAAAUUUUUAAUUGAAGAAUUGGUAUGCCUUUAAUUUGGUUUGAAUUGACCACAUGACACAGCAUAUUGAAUUGAAAUGACAUGGAGGAAUUCAACACAGAAAUUUACAGUUUACAGUACAUGCUCUGGCGAAAUUAACUAGUGACUAUUUUCAUUGCUAAACAGAUCCUUUUAGAUCUUCUUCCAUUAUUUCUUGUAACAUGUAGUUUACCAUUUCAAAAAACUGCCAGAUCCCCAUACCCCAUCCCCGCAUGAGUAAAUGUAUAAAAUGUAUUAUAAGCGAAAAAGUAAUGCCAGGGUUGCCUUUUGGUACAAUAACCGUCUUCCGAGUCAAUGUAGCACCUAUCAACGGAAAGAAAAUGAAGCACUUGGAAGUCUUGUAAAUGUUUUGUUUUGCUCUGUGUUAUAUCUGUUUGCGCAAGUGUGUGGACACGAGAUGUGAAUCUGUGUGUGUUUGCUGUGUGCUAAACUUGUUGAGACACGAGAGUAAUGUGAGUUCAACCUUCCAUCGACCAUUUCUAUCAAGAAUCCCAACCUCAGGCCUGUUAAAUGUCCAUUGGCACAACUCGAGCUUCGCUGUUAGCUUGCAUUUGUCAAUGCCAUGAGCCACUGCUGUAUGCCUUCUUUAACCUAGAUUUGCUCUUCCAGACAUUGAGGGAAAUUUCACCUCUUUGUACAUUCAAUCAUACCUUUCACUGUAGAAACAAAUACCAGAAUCACCUGGCAACACUGAAUGAAUCAUAGACAUCACAGAUUGGGUGAAUUGCUUUUGGCUGUCCACAUCUUGAGAAUCUCAGUGUAAGAAACCUGAAUUUGUUCAUAAAAAGUGUGCAAAGCGUUGAAACUGGAUACUAUAUAUGACCAGUGUUUCCUGUGUUGAAUAAUCUUAUAUACAAUAUAUGGUUUGCACAUAGAAAUUAACUAAAUGUAAAGUUUUGUGUAAAAUUAGUUUGUAAAUUUGUGAAUUGAUUCUUUCUGUGACUUUAUUCAUGUAUGUAAUGCUUGUUCUUUUUUUUUUUAAUUGUUAUUAUUAUCUCAUUUGUGUGCCAAAUAUUGAAAUGAAGGUUGGCAUCUUUAAUAUUGACAAAAAGAAGUGCCCUCUAGGACAAAACAUGUUUGAACUGCUCAGUUAUCAGUGUCUUACCUUGUUCCCCGGCGAUAUGAUGUUGUCAUACUCUGUUACUGUAACUUUACACUUUACCUGCAGAUUUUCUUACCUAAACUGCUAAAUUGCUCAUUGAAGAUGUUAUAUUUUCACAUUUUUGUUUGAUCAUGGCAAUUUUAUCAGUGACUCUUUGGAUAGAGAUUUAGAGAGCUCCCUCAAGGGUUGAACUUUGAUGUACUUUGAAUGCAUGUUGCUCCAAACUGACCUUCUAGUCUUCUCUCCCCUUCCUACUGACUCAGCCGUUCUCCCCUGUGAGAAUUCAGUGCCCACGCUGCUUCAGAGAGAAGACGGACAUGGCAGCCUGUGUUGGUUUGACCAUAUACUUGUGUGUACUUCAGUUUUUAUCACUGAUAAAUGAUGGGGCUUCAUCCUUUUUCCUGUUUAAAAAUUUACUGUGAGAGACUGUGAUACUGUUGUGAAGCAAAAACGAUUAAAAGUGUUAGACUGAUCCUUGCCGGUAAUGACUAUGAGAAUAACGUACCUCUAAAAAAGAAAAGAUCGGCUUGUUACAGAAUUAUUCAUCGAUAUGAUGUUCUUGCAAAGCUGAAAUGAUUUGUCGAAAUAAAUUUUUUUACAACAAAUUGGCAA